CCGCGCUAGAAUGUGUAGUAUAUAUCAAGAAGUAAUAAUAUGUGUGAAUAAAAAUUAGAAACAAAAAUAAGUGAUGGGGAAAAUCAUUGUUUUUCCUUAAAAUAAUGGUCUUUAAAAUAAAUAAUUACAAUACUAAGCAUUCCAUUUUGUAACCUGCAAGCCUUAUAUUAUUGCCAAAUUUUGUUAUUUUUUUCUACUAUGGAACAAGAAAUUGGUACUUGGGAUUCUGUAUUAUUGGAAAAUCUUUCUGAAGAUAGUUUCAUUAAUAACAUACAUCAGCGUUACAAACGUGAUCUCAUUUAUACUUACAUAGGCACUUCCGUGGUGGCUGUUAAUCCAUAUCAUCACAUAUCAGAAAAUUCGUUGGACCUAAUACAUAACUAUGGUAGUAAGGGCAUAUUUCAAUUGCCUCCACACAUUUAUGGCCUUGCAAAUUUAUCAUUUCAAUCUCUUAAGGAUAGAAAUGAGGAUCAAUGCAUAAUUAUGACGGGUGAAAGUGGAUCCGGUAAAACCGAAUCUUUCAAAAUGAUUGUCAAUUUCCUAACACAUAUUCAAGAAAAAUCUAAAAGAUCAUCAUCUCUGAGCAAACAAUCUUCUGCUGGAUCCAGUGGUACGCCAGCCACAGCAGCAGGAGCCGCUGGCUGUUCAUCUUCCCACAGACAUCGACGCACAUCCAGUUCUUGUUCAAUGGGGCCGACAUUAAGCUAUUUACAAAAUAAAAACCCAAUUACUGCCGCCAAUUCAAAUACAUGUUUGGCAAUGCAACAACAACAACGCAGACAGUCACCUUCUCCAGGACCACCAACACCAAAAUACUGUGAUGCAGCUGCCCAGCAUAGAACGCGUGCCGAAAGCUCCGAACGGCAAGGGAAACGUAGUAUGAAAGAGAAAAUGGUUGACUUUGAUUUUUCACAUCACAAAAGUACGGAAAAUAUAUCUACCCUAGAUAGUUCAAUAUACACCACGGCCAUGUCAUCACAUUGUGGCCAACAGUUGUCAACAACCUUUGGCAUUACCUUAUCACCUCAUCCACCAAAAUCCUGUUUCAAACAUCAUCAGUCAACACAAAUUCCCCAUAAAUCUGCCUCAACCUCGAAAUCUUCUUCCACCAUCUACUUGCCUCGAAGCACAUCGCCGAAAUAUUUGACAUCUUCCGUUGGUGUUGGUGGCGGUGGUUGUCGCCAAUGUGGCCACAGUAAAUGUACUAGAGCUCAAAGUUUUGAUAGAGAUGAUGGAGAUAUAAGUAUAUCCUCACAGCCGGGUAAUUAUAGCUUAUCAACAAUGUCCUCGACACAUUUACAACGUGGCAGUUGUUCAAAUUUAACCAAGCAAAGUUUAUCGGAAUGCUGUAAUCGCGAUGAAAGCUCACAUUUAUCUGGUUCCAUGCAACGCAUUUCUUUAUAUGAUGCUCAUAAAAUAAAUCAAUCGGCCAUCAAUGCGCUCAAAUUGUGGCAAUCAUCUCCGGCAACGCCAAGAAGGCAUAAAAACCCUUUGAAGAGAUUAAGAGAAUGUGUUUCAUUCGCUGAUGUUUUCCUAGAGGCCAUGGGAAAUGCUGUAACGCUGAAAAACAAUAAUUCCAGUCGUUAUGGGAAACUUUUUGAUAUAGAAAUUGAUUUUAAGGGCGAUCCAAUUGGUGUUCACAUAACUCAUUAUAUGCUGGAAAAGACUCGUGUGACUGACGUUUCUUCCGGUGAAAGGAAUUUCCAUAUAUUUUAUCAAUUACUGUCUGGCGGGGAUUUACAAUUAUUAAAAUCCUUAAAAUUGUACCGUAAUGUCGAGAAGUAUGACAUUUUAAAAAACACAACUGCCUUGGAGGAAGAUCGGACAAAUUUUCACUACACAAAAAAAUCCUUAGAUGUCCUUGGUCUAUCUUGUGAUGAAAUAAAUUCAAUUUUUCGUAUAAUAGCGGUGGUAUUGAAAUUAGGCAAUUUUGUAUUUGUACCAAUAACAAAUAUUGAUGGCACCGAGGGUUGUCAAAUAUCGAAUAUUUACGAGGUUGAAGAAACUGCUCACCUACUCAAUUUAGAAGCUCAAAUUUUAAUCAAUUGCCUUACAAGAGCCUGCAGCUCAAACAGCAGUUUGGAAGAUGUCGGUUGCGAGCUAGAUGCCCGCCAGGCAUCAAUGAUACGAAACACAUUGUGCCGCACUCUAUACUCAAGACUUUUCACAUGGUUGGUGAAUAAAAUCAAUGAUAGUCUUAAAUCAACGCAGCGCGAAAAGAAUUUAGCUCUGCUGGACUUUUAUGGUUUUGAAUCUAUGGAAUACAACUCAUUCGAACAAUUCGCCAUAAACUAUAGCUCCGAGAAAAUUCAUCAAAAUUUUGUUCACAACAUCCUUAGAGUGGAACAAGAAUUGUAUGUACGCGAAGGUUUGGAAUGGUCUAGAAUUGAUUACUUUGACAACGAGUCGAUAUGUGAGCUGAUUGACAAGCCCAACUAUGGCAUAUUGAGUUUAAUCAACGAACCACAUUUGACCACCAACGAAGCCCUAUUGACACGUAUACAACAGUGUUGUGCGGGUCAUCCAUGCUUUAUGAUAGCUCAACCCAACUCGAUGACAUUUCGCAUUCGACACUAUGCCAAUGUUGUGCAGUAUUCUGUGCAUAGAUUUUUAGAAAAGAAUUCCGAUAUGCUGCCAAAGUACUUAAGUUCAGGUUUAUAUCAAAGUAAACUGCCACUCGUACAAAGUCUCUUUCCCGAGGGCAAUCCUCGGAGACAAGCCAAUAAAAAGCCCACCACUUUAAGUUCCAAUAUACGCACUCAAUUAAAUACUUUAUUAGCCAUAAUUAAGCCGCGAUGUUCACGUUAUAUAUUUUGCAUAAAACCAAAUGAAUGUCGUCAAUCGAGAACUUUUGAUAUGUCCUUGGUGCAACAUCAAGUUCGCUACAUGUCUCUGAUGCCGCUGGUACAUCUCUGCCGGCAGGGUCAUUGCUUUCACAUGCUUCAUGCGAAAUUUUUUUUACGCUACAAACUUUUAAGUGCCAAAACAUGGCCGCACUAUCGUGGCGGCAAAUGUGUCGAGGGUAUAGCUCUCAUAAUACGUAAUCUUCCAUUGCCAUCAGCUGAAUUUACGAUUGGCACAAAAAAUGUGUUCGUACGUAGUCCACGUACCGUUUACGAAUUGGAACAAUUCCGCAAAGGACGUAUGCACGAUUUGGCUACUCUGAUACAGACCACAUUUCGUAUGUAUCGCGAAAGAAGUCGCUUUCUGAGACUGCGAUCAAGUCAGAUUGCAAUUGCAAGGGCUUGGAGAGCGUGGAGGUUUACAUCAUACUUCCAUACACGCGAACAAUGCGGUACCGUGAAAUACAAACAAAGAGGCAAUUGGGCAGUUGAAGUUAUAACCCGAGCUUAUAUUCAAUACAAAACUCGCCAAUAUCUUAUGACCAUACCUCAAAAAUUACCACCAAAUUCAUUAAGUCCUCUGUCAAUGGAUUGGCCGGCAGCUCCAUCAUUUCUUGAAGAAACAUCGCGUCUGUUGCGGGCCAUCUAUCAUCGUUGGAAAUGCUAUUUAUAUCGUAGUUCCUUUGACCAGACAUCGAGAAAUCGUAUGCGUGAAAAAGUUACAGCCAGUAUUAUAUUUAAGGAUCGCAAAGCUUCGUAUGCUCGAAGUGUGGGACAUCCUUUUAUCGGAGAUUAUGUGAGAUUAAGGCCAAAUGCCAUGUGGAAACGUAUGUGUUCGGAAACAAAUGAUCAGUAUGUUGUGUUUGCAGACAUUAUAAAUAAAAUAACAAGAUCAAAUGGUAAGAUUGUGCCUAUUUUGUUGGUCAUAUCCACUUCAUCGUUAUUACUACUGGAUCAAAGAACUUUGCAAAUAAAAUAUCGUGUGCCUGCUGCAGAAAUUUAUCGUAUGUCACUAAGUCCAUAUCUAGAUGACAUUGCCGUAUUUCAUGUGAAAGCUUCCGAAUUUGGUCGCAAGAAAGGUGAUAUAGUUGUUCAAGCAGCACAUAUAAUAGAAAUAGUUACAAAAAUGUUUUUAGUCAUACAAAAUGCCACAGGGAAACCACCUGAAAUACACAUUAGUACCGACUUUGAAGCUAAUUUUGGCCAACAAACAGUUAUAUUUAAUUUUAAAUAUGGCGGUAUGUCGGAUCUUGCACAAGGACCACCAAAGGUUACUAGGAAAGCUAAUCGUAUGGAAAUUAUUGUAUGAUCCGCAACUAAAAGCUAUCGUUGGACAUCAUUGACAUGUUUAAAUGCCUAUGAACUAGAUGCAAGAGCCAAUUAAAAAUUGUCUCCUCAAAUUCUUCCCGAAUAUUUUUCCAUAAAACAAAACUCUAGAGUAUCAGAAUCUUAAAAAAAAAACAACACAACACAAAACCUGACAAUCAUACAAAUUUAAUUUCAUCAAUUAUUUGAUAUAAAUCUUUAUAUUGAAACAUAUUGCUUCAAUUUUUGUCGCUAAUUUAAGAAUUCUAAAA
This is a messenger RNA of Musca domestica (house fly), 4420 nucleotides long. RefSeq names its product unconventional myosin-Ib-like. Gene Ontology annotation, biological process: vesicle transport along actin filament; actin filament organization. Gene Ontology annotation, cellular component: myosin complex; vesicle; actin cytoskeleton. NCBI's taxonomy places the organism in Eukaryota, Metazoa, Arthropoda, Insecta, Diptera, Muscidae. The coding region runs from base 199 to 4152 and encodes 1317 amino acids. The transcript is spliced from 17 exons. Gene Ontology annotation, molecular function: actin filament binding; ATP binding; microfilament motor activity. The record is from RefSeq and is a predicted model, not a curated record.